Meleagris gallopavo (turkey) is the source of this 436-nucleotide messenger RNA. The record is from RefSeq and is a predicted model, not a curated record. Lineage: Eukaryota; Metazoa; Chordata; Aves; Galliformes; Phasianidae.
CAUGUGCAAUGUUUGGGCAUCUUUGUUGACACAAGACUAGCAUGAAAUGAGAGCAGCAUAUAAAAGUGAGAAAUGGUCCACAGCAGAUCAGUUCUGGUCAAAGAUGGCCAAGCUCAUUUUGCUUACCGGUCUGGCCCUCCUGCUGAACGCCCAGAUAGGCACUGCCUACGUGCUCUCAUGCUAUUUCACCAACUGGGCUCAAUACAGGCCUGGCCUGGGAAAAUAUAUGCCAGACAACAUCGACCCAUGCCUGUGCACACACCUACUAUACGCCUUUGCUGGGAUGUCCAACAAUGAGAUCACAACUUAUGAAUGGAAUGAUGAGACCCUCUACAAGUCCUUCAACGGACUGAAAAAUCAGAAUGGAAAUCUCAAGACUCUCCUGGCAAUUGGAGGAUGGAAUUUUGGAACAGCCAAGUAAGUUCCCACUUCCCAU